Messenger RNA from Fibroporia radiculosa, 1194 nucleotides. RefSeq lists its product as uncharacterized. Gene Ontology annotation, molecular function: aspartic-type endopeptidase activity. The transcript has 9 exons. Gene Ontology annotation, biological process: proteolysis. The record is from RefSeq and is a predicted model, not a curated record. The coding region runs from base 1 to 1194 and encodes 397 amino acids. NCBI's taxonomy places the organism in Eukaryota, Fungi, Basidiomycota, Agaricomycetes, Polyporales, Fibroporiaceae.
AUGCGUCGCUGCGUUCCCCUCUCCUUCGCCUUCACGUUAUUUCUCUCUGGUGCAAAUACCCUGACUGUUGUCGAUCUCAAGCGGGCGCGCAAUGGUUCCAUCAAGGACAUAGUCGACGCCGACCAUGCGCGCGCAGCCUUCCUGGGUAGCGUUGGCAGUGAGCGCCCUACUACCAUAUCUACUACGCAGUACGCAUACGAGGCGUACCUCGCCUCGGUGGGCGUUGGCAAUCCUCCCACGUACUACAAUCUCAUCGUUGACACUGGGAGCUCGAACACGUGGGUAGGCGCUAAUGUGCCAUACGUGAAGACAAGCACGAGUAUCCCGACCGGUGAAGCAGUCAACGUCACCUACGGAUCCGGAAAUUUUACUGGCUACGAAUAUUACGAUGAGGUGACAAUUGCCUCCGGUCUUGUUAUCAAGAACCAAUCAAUUGCAGAUGCGACUGAAUAUGCAGGAUUUUACGGUGUGGAUGGCAUUAUUGGAUUUGGACCUACCGACUUGACUCUAACAUCGCUUACCGAUUAUCCGGACAAGACUAUACCGACGGUCAUGAACAAUGCUUACGCACAAGGAAUUAUACCAGAGCAGGUUCUUGGUGUCUCAUUUGCCCCUCCGAGUUCUAAUGAUUCAACAAAUGGAAAGCUUACUCUUGGAGGCAUUGACGACUCGCUCUAUAUCGGUCCUUUGUUAUGGACGCCGGUGACACAGACGGCCUUUGCUAGUCAUUACUGGGGUGUGAACAUCUCGGUGAUGUACGGGUUCGAGGCGUUCACACCUGCCAGUCUCGCUGGAAUCGUCGACACAGGCACCACAUUGAUAUAUUUCUGGGAUUCCUGGUAUGAGCUAUAUACCCAGUCGAUCCCAGGAAGCUUUUACGACGCGACCUAUACCGGAUUGACUGCCAUCCCCGAAUCGGAAGUACCGUUCAUGCAACCCAUCACGGUUCUUGUGAGUGGGCAGCCGUUACUGUUCGAUGCUGCUGCGCAGCUGGUCCCACCGGACGAGGUAGAAGGUGGCCAGGCUGGAUACCGGUAUAGCUUUAUCCUUCCAUUGGGUGACGUUCCCAUUCCCGGAUUCCAAUUCGUUUUGGGCUUGAAGUUUAUGGAGCGCUUCUAUGCAGUAUUCGACACGGACCAUAGCCGUGUUGGGUUCGGAUAUACCGAACAUACAUUCAGCCAGACUGGUCUAUGA